Chenopodium quinoa (quinoa) is the source of this 2341-nucleotide messenger RNA. RefSeq lists its product as uncharacterized. The transcript has 4 exons. The record is from RefSeq and is a predicted model, not a curated record. Gene Ontology annotation, biological process: DNA transposition. Gene Ontology annotation, molecular function: transposase activity; zinc ion binding; DNA binding. The coding region runs from base 1 to 2124 and encodes 707 amino acids. Lineage: Eukaryota; Viridiplantae; Streptophyta; Magnoliopsida; Caryophyllales; Amaranthaceae.
AUGGCCGACAACGAAGAUGGAUUAAUUGAUAUAGUAUUUAGAGUAGGGGGUGCUUUUGUUACUAAACAAGUGUCAAAAUCAAAGCAUUUGCUUUGUUGGUGUGGUGGGUUAUGUUAUUGGAGGAGGGAUGUGGUAGUGGAUAAGAUAGAUUUGCAUUAUUUGAGGGUAGCUGCUGUGCAUGGGUUUGUGAACUUUAAUGUCCAUGUCCCACCUAACUACAGACUUUGGUAUAAAGAAAGAGGUAGGACCUUUAACACAGGGAGAAGGGAGUUAGUAAAUGAAGAGGAAGUGAAGGGGCUGCUGGAGACAGUGAAUGGGGAAGGGUAUGUUGAAGUAUUUGUGACUGCUAAUGAAACAUUAAGGCCCAUACAUGAGAUCCAGGCCCAGUCCACUCCAGUAAAGGCUGAGAGAAAGGGGAAGAAAAGUUCAGGUAAGCCUGCUGUAGUUAGGAAGAGCCCAAGAAUUAACAAAAAUGAGCAAGAGAGCAAUAUGCUAGGGUAUGGGAUAUAUGGGAAGGCUGUACUGAAAUACAACCCUGGGUCUGGUUGUAAUGUUGUGAUUGAUGGCAUUGAAAAGCCUGAGCCUCCCUUGUUUAUGAGGAUGUUUAUUUGUUUAAGGCCUUUGAAGGAUGGGUUCUUGAAGGGUUGUAGGCCAAUUAUAGGGGUGGAUGGCUGCCACUUGAAAGGAGGUUAUCCAGGCCAGAUUUUAGUUGCAGUCUCCAAGGAUGGGAACAACAGCAUUUACCCCAUUGCUUGGGCAACUUGUGAGGUUGAAAACAGGGAGACUUGGGACUGGUUUCUGGAAUCCUUGAUGCAAUGCAUUGGAAGUGCAGAUGGGGCAGGCUUCACCUUCAUGUCAGACAGGCAGAAGGGACUGGUUGAAGCUCUGUCUGAAGUUGUGCCUAAUGCAGAGACUAGGUUCUGUGUUAGGCACAUUUGGGCAAAUUUCAAGUUGAAGUUCACUGGAUCAGUUUUCAAAGAGCUCUUUUGGAGUGCUGCAAGAGCAACAACAUUUGUUGAGUUUCAGAUAGCCAUGCAACAGAUUAGGGAGCUUGAUGAGGAUGCUUACAAUUAUUUGGAGAACAUCCCCACUCAUCACUGGUGCAGACAUGCAUUCAGUGACAGUUGCAGGUCCAACAUGUUACUAAACAACAUGUGUGAGACUUUCAACUCUGUUAUCAGAGAUGCAAGAGACAAACCUAUCCUCACCCAAAUGGAAUGGAUGAGGAGGUACAUGAUGAGGAGAAAUAAUGAGAAGUGGGAGGACUCCAAGGAAAUCACAACCAACGUCACUCCAUAUGUGCAUAAGCUAUUUCAGAGGAUGAGCUAUGUGGCUAGGAAUUGCAUAAUUGAAGCUGCCAGGGAUGACACUUAUGAAGUGCAGCUGAAUGAUGACCAGGUUCUAGUUGACUUGCCAAAUUGGUCUUGUUCUUGCAAUCACUGGCAAUUAACAGGCAUCCCAUGUAUUCAUGCAUUUGCAUGCAUAAUGGAUCAGAGGGUUGAUGCUGAGCAGUUUGUCCACCCCUAUUACACUAUGGACACUUACAGAGCAGCAUAUGAGCCUGCAAUUCAACCUAUGCCAGGCCCAAAGCAUUGGGAGAGAGUGAACAUGAGAGAGCCUCAUCCACCAGUAUUCAAACAGCAGCCUGGAAGACCUAAACAGAAGAAGAGGAAGCUGGAACCUGGGGAGGGAACAUCUGCAACAGGAGGGGAGCAGGGAAGAAAGAGGAGGAAAAGUCAGUGUAGGAUUUGUGGUGGAUUUGGCCACUAUCCCAAGACUUGCAAGGGCCCACAUGAACCUGAACCAACUGAGCAGAGAACUGCAGGAAGGCCUCCUUUAAAUGUACCUUGGGUAGUUGAGCAAAGGAAGAAGAGGGAGAUCAAAGCUGCUAAGAAGAGUGCAAUAGGGGCUGGUCCAAACAGCAUUGGGAAUAGGACUUUUCCCCAAGAGCAACCUGGCUGUGAACCAUUGAGUAAGAGGAAAGGUUCACACAGUCAACAAGGGCAGCCACAAGCCAAGCAUCACACCACCCCCUCUUCCAGCCAACCUGAACCCAAUGCUACUGGAGUGCAGACAAGGAGGGCUAAGCUGCUGACUUCCAGACAAGGAGGGCUGACACAAUGAUGUUUGAAUUGUUUUUCUGAACUUUAGUUGUUGGUUGUAUUUUCUGAACAAUCAGUUGCAAUAUUUGUAGCUUUACUUUUGGGUAUAGGACAAGGAUCCUGUUUUGUUAAAUUUAUACUUUGCUGUAAGGCUUUACCAGCCAAUUUUGUUAGGCACUGCAACAACAAAUUUGAUCAACAACUUAAAUGCAAUAUCAACUACUUAGGUACUUACUUAA